UCGAAUUAAAUUUUGAGACUUCCUUGCACCGCGAAUUUCAUAAAUUUAAAAGUCUAUAUUGUUAAACAAACUUUCUCUUAUAUUAUAACAUACAAAAUGGAUAAUUCUAGCUUGGAAUUUUCAAAUAACAAAUCACUGACUGCUUGCGCUGCAGUAAAACAUGUUAUGGAUAUUCUAUUAUCUAAAUUUCGUCCAUUAAGUAUACGAAUUCACAAGAAAAUGUUGUCAUUAGACAGUGGUAUGGAGGAUGAAGAUAUUAACAAGAUUCAAGAUAUGCUUGCCUUGUGUACUAGCCAAAUAAAAAAGAAUGUUUUGAAUUUGAUAGAUAUUUUUAAGGCAGAACAAUGUCAACAACUAUGUCUUCAGGAAAGUCGUCAAUUUACUAUUGAACGCUUAUCAUGGUGUAUGAACAGAUUACAAGUUAUUGAACAACACUUGUCAUCUAAUUUUGCAAGUUAUGAUGAGGAUAAACAGUCCAUCUUUAUUACUCCAAUGCAUUUUGUCAAUUGGAUUGACUACACAUUUGAAAUUCUUGCCAAACUAUCUGAAACUAUUUAUAGGACUGACUAUAAGACAACUGAAAGCAUGUAUCAGCAGUGGAAAGAUGAUAUAGUUGACUGUGUUACUGUUUUGCAUAAAUGCAUAGAUGAGCUGUUACUUUCUGCAAUGACCUUGUGCCGUCAUUGUAUUCCUUCUGACCAAUAUAUAGUCAAAGCAAGAUGUCAAGUGGUGUUGAGAGAAACGAAAGCAUUAUUUAGUGAGCUUGUAGAAGAGUCACAGGGUGAAACAUUCAAAGUUACUCCAGAUACUUUAAAGUUACAAAUUAAACCUUCCAAUGUUAAUGUUCUUAUUGAUGUAUUGAAAGAUGUUUUAUAUGUAUUAGAAACAAAUACAAAUACUGCAUUAUUGGCAUUGUUAGUGUAUUGCUUCAGUAAUAGCAAAACCCCUGUUGAUGUAUUAAAGGAACACUUCAGUGAAAGUGCAAAGGAACAGUGUGGUUGUGCACAUAGUGUUGAAAAUGUUUCAGAGGAAUGUUCUAUUAUAAAGGAUUUUGAUUUGUAUAAUGAGAGGCUGAUGCAGAUUGGAUCAUUUGCUAUCUCCUGUUCAUCUGAUCAGAAUAGGAUUUUAUCUCUUCGUAGUGGAUUAGCAAGCCUGGAAGCUUUAGAUCCACACUUAAUUCCAGCUGUAAUACUUUCGGCCGCAUCUAAUCAUACCAUUUUAUUAAUGAGUAUUUGGAAACAAGAAGUACAGGAGAUAAGAGAUAAUGUUUUCCUAAUUGUGGACCCUAUUGCUUUUACUGAGAAAUCAAAACAAAUUAUGCAUCAAGUACUCUUGGAAUUAAUAAUGGAAAAAAAAUACAGCAAUGGUAAAGUGUGCUCUGUUAUUAAUAUAGGUUGCAUAUUACAUGAAUUCUUUUGUGUUUACUAUAAAAAUGAGCCAGAUGCUCUGAUACAUUGUGAAGAGCUACUGCCCUUGUUGGCAGAUUUGGAAAAAGUACAAAUUGAAUGUAAAAUCGUAAGCAAUAUUCUUAUAUCAGGCGACGAUUUUAAAUAUGAAGUUAAAAAACGCGACUAUAACAGAGAAACGUCAUUCGAACAGCUAUUGAAGCGACUAAAACUACUGUACACUAUCGUCAGUAGGAUUAAUAUACUACUACACCCAAAGGAGAAUGAAGACCAGUUGUUUGCCGAAGAUUUUUGUGAUAACGAUCCACCUGGCAAUAAAAAUGUUACUCACACAAUACUGCCAAUCAAUCCUAAUACAUACGUAAAUUCUCCAAGAAAACUAAAUAAUUUAACUAGAAGUGUUUUUGCUAGAAGUACGAAUGUACGGUCAUCGUCAAAUAAUUUUCUAUUAUCAAAGUUGACGAAACAUUUGAAAGAUAAAACGGAAUGUCAGGCUAAUGUGCUAAGUUAUUCCGCAAGAUUAGAUGAACUAUUAAAUAACACAGAUAAUUGUAAUGUAAAUAAUACUGAACGUAAAUUAUUGAGUAUUCGUGAACCCUCAGUAUUAUUUAUGACACCAAUGAAGAGUAGAUCAUCGCUACGAAGAGCAGUUUUAAAUAGCCAUUACAAGUUACAGCUUACAAAACCGGAAAACAGAGCUUGUAUGGAUAAAUCAGUUACAGAAAAAGAAAGUGUAUUUGAUGAAACAAGUCUACAGAUUACUGAUGUUCUCAAUGAAAUAAAUGAUUUAACUAACAUAUUGUCAUCAACUAAAGAUUUAUGUAAUUCAACACACAAAACAAGAGGUUCUAAAUAUAACAACAAGAAAAAUGUCUUAACUUUGAAUGUAAAUGAACAAGACACUACUAUUUCUAAACAUAUAUGGAAUAUUCCAGUAAAUGCUGAUAUUGUGGAUAUGCCACUUGAUGAGAGUGCAAUGACUUCAAAUAUAUCAAAUAUAACACAGCCAUCUGAUGUGACCACCCCAGAAAGAAUAAGCGACUUGGAUCUUGUUGAGAGUAAACUGAAUAGCUUAAAAUUUCUACAGUUUGAAACUAGUUUGUAAAUUAAUAAUAUUUAAGGGUUGUUGCCGUUCCUUAAAUAAUUACUAUAACAAAAUAAAUAUGUAUUAAUUUUUUUUUAUUAGAUCAUAACAGAAAAAAUAACAUGCAAUUGUUUGAGAAUGUUUAAUAAUUUCCCUUGGUGACGACGCAAGUCGUAGAUUAAUAAUUUGUAUCAAAUUUAAUAUUUAUAUAAAUUGAUCUAGGUAAAAAUAAUUUUCAAAUAUUGUUAUUCCACAGCAAUUUUCAUUCUAGCACUUUCUAAAAAAACAAUUCUAGGCGAGUACUUACAUUAAUUCAGAAAUUACGUGCUCAUUCAUAAUUCAAAACGUAGUAGAAAGUGAUUCUAUUCUUCUUAUUAUUAUUCAAAUAUUCGAAUGGAACAUUUAUCAAUAUGUCCGACGUUCGUCUCAACGUUUUUGUUUUGCGAAUUUUGUUUACACAUUUGACCAUUUUUUUUUAAUUUAAUUGUAUAUCUGUAUCUAAAUGAAAUUAUUUGGC
Molecule: messenger RNA, 3007 nt
Organism: Achroia grisella
Lineage: Eukaryota; Metazoa; Arthropoda; Insecta; Lepidoptera; Pyralidae
Product: serendipity locus protein alpha
Exons: 9
Coding region: 97-2511 (804 amino acids)
Biological process (GO): cell-cell adhesion; cellularization; cell migration
Cellular component (GO): membrane; catenin complex; cytoplasm
Molecular function (GO): beta-catenin binding; actin filament binding
Source: RefSeq, a predicted model, not a curated record